This is a messenger RNA of Rotaria sordida, 1452 nucleotides long. The record is from the annotation of a GenBank genome assembly. NCBI's taxonomy places the organism in Eukaryota, Metazoa, Rotifera, Eurotatoria, Philodinida, Philodinidae.
AUGAAUAUGGAAAAUUCAUUUAUUCAAUUGACUGAUUUACCUGAUGAAAUUCUUCUGAAUAUUUUAAAACAAAUCAGCCAUGUUGAUGUACUCUAUUCUUUAAUAGGUGUUAAUAAACGAUUGAACAACAUCGGACAUGAUCGGAUUUUUACAAGUUAUUUAAAUUUAAUGAUAUCUUGUUCACAUGGUAAUAUUUAUCCAUUACCUAAUCCAAUACUUGAUCGAUUUUGUUUUCAAAUUUUACCUGAAAUUCAUGAUAAUAUUCAAUGGUUAAAUCUUGAAUCGUCAUCUAUGAAACGUAUUCUUCUUUCUACAAAUUAUCCUAAUUUAUAUCGACUUGAUUUAUAUGAUCUUGAUAUAGAAAAAGCUAAAGAUUUCUUUACUGAGAAUACUUCUGUAAUUCAUAAAUUCAAAAAUCAGAUUUCAUCACUUGCUAUUCAUAUUACUAAAGGUGAAAAUCUAAUAACAAGGAAAAAUAUGAUUGAACAUACAUUUAUACAAAUUUUUAUCAUAUUUGAUAAAUUACAAUAUUUGGAUUUCGGUUCACAUUCAAUUAAUUUUCAACGAUUCUUUUUUACUAUUUUACCUCCAACUCUUUUCUCUUCAACUCUAUUAGAAUUACGUGUUAGUUUGAAAAGAUUUAUUGAUUGUCUUUAUUUACUUGAUGGUCGUUUUAAUCAACUUCAUACACUUAAAGUUAAUAUUGCUUUUAUUGAGCAAAAUUCAAAAAUCAAUAAUAAAGAAAAACUUCCUAACUUAAGAUACUUUUCGUUACACUGUAAAAAUGAUACAAAUUAUUAUGAUGAAGAAAUAAAACCACUUGUACAACGAAUGAUGAAUUUAGAAACACUUAAUUUUAUUUUUUUGUUCAGAAAUUUUAAUCAAAUUGAUUUACGAUCAAAUGAAGAUAUUCAUCAAACAUUCAAAUAUUUUAAAGAUUAUCAAAUUAUUUCUUAUGUUUAUUAUUUUGAAAAAAGAAAUGAAAGUGAAUUAUUUAAAUAUGUUUCUUAUAUAUCAUUAUUUGAUGAACAUCCUUUUGAACAUGAAUUUUUUCUUCAAAUUCCACAAUCAUUUCCAUUUUUAAAAAAAUUAUCUUUAGUUAAUGAAAAAGGACAAAAUAAUAAACAAUGUAUAAAAUCAAGUAAUCAUCAUCAAAAUUUACCAAUCAUUAAAUAUCCUUGUCUAAUUCAACUUGACUUUGUUCAAGUGCAUGAAGAUUAUAUUGAACAAUUUUUACUUGAUAUAAAAACAUAUUUACCAUAUAAUGUGACUGUUUUGAGCGAUUAUCAAUCAAUGAAAAAUGUGACACAUUAUUUUAGAAGAAUGGCAACACAAUUUAAUUGUUCAAAAGUACGUUAUAUACCUACUAGUUAUGUUACUCAACUUCCAAAACAUUUCAAAAACUAUUUUCUUUCUACAUAUAUUCAUAAAUUUUCAUUAUUAUUUCAAUAA